Messenger RNA from Malania oleifera, 3032 nucleotides. Its product is annotated as ATP-dependent zinc metalloprotease FTSH 10, mitochondrial-like. Gene Ontology annotation, cellular component: chloroplast thylakoid membrane; m-AAA complex. NCBI's taxonomy places the organism in Eukaryota, Viridiplantae, Streptophyta, Magnoliopsida, Santalales, Ximeniaceae. The transcript has 8 exons. Bases 418 to 2883 code for a protein of 821 amino acids. The record is from RefSeq and is a predicted model, not a curated record. Gene Ontology annotation, biological process: protein-containing complex assembly; mitochondrial protein processing. Gene Ontology annotation, molecular function: ATP hydrolysis activity; metalloendopeptidase activity; zinc ion binding.
UAUUUUGGCUGAGGAGGCGGAACCGUGGGCUUGCCUUGUUUCGCAAGUCCAUUAGCGGCGGACCGCCGAAGAACACAUAUCCUGACUGGAACUAAAUAAUGGGAAAGUUCGAUGACUGGGAAAUGUUGCGACGGCAAAUAUCCCGCAUCCAAACAGCCCCUUCCCUUUUAUGCAGGAUACAGCCCUCUUCUCUCCAGUCGCACUCGCAAAAACAGGCAGCUCUGUAUGGGAUGGAUUCCUCGAUCACUCCCGAAUAAUGAAACCCUAGAAAGCUCCAAAUUAUUACCUGCAUCGUACAUUUGAUCGUGAGCAGAAUAUAUAAUACUGGUUUUGGAUUGUUUCGACCUGUUGUCUUUGAUCGAACGUUUCAUUAAGAAAUCUUUUUAGUUCAUUCUUCUGUUUUGCUUCCGAAAUAGAAUGAUCUUCUCGAGGCUUGGCAGUUCGCUCUCACGAUCAUCUCGUGGAAGACUGCAGAGCGUGGUGUCUGGUGGCAAUGUUGCGAGAUCGGUAUACCUGAAUGAAGCGGUCCUUCUCUCGCCGCAUGUGGAUACGUAUCUGGGUCGGUUCGACGGGAAGUUAGGGUUUCUGAGAACCUAUCUGGCUUCAAUAAGAGCUCAGAAGGAGCUCGGUUCUAAAUUAUAUUUGUCGGAUUUGAAUUACGUUCUUGCGAACCCUAGAAUUCGUAGAUUUUUCUCAAGCGAAGCCCCUAAAAAGAAGAACUAUGAGAAUUUCUACCCAAAACAAAAGAAGGAAAUUCCAAAAGGGAAUGGGCAGAAAUCCGAGUCAAAAGCCAAAGAUGAAUCGAAUACGGAUGAUCAUGGAAAUUUUCAAGAGACUAUCAUGAAGCAGUUCCAAAAUUUAAUCACCCCUUUACUAGUGAUUGGGCUAUUCCUUUCAUCAUUUUCUUUUGGUUCUCGUGAACAACAACAGAUCAGCUUCCAAGAGUUCAAAAACAAGCUUCUGGAACCAGGUUUAGUCGAUCACAUAGUUGUUUCUAAUAAAUCAGUGGCUAAAGUGUAUGUAAGAAGCUCACCACGCACUCAGACAAGUGAUGAAGUUGUCCAAAGACCUGAUGGUACCCCUGCAAAAGGAAAUGCAAGCCAUUAUAAGUACUAUUUCAAUAUUGGAAGUGUCGAAUCAUUUGAGGAGAAGUUAGAAGAAGCCCAAGAAGCACUAGGCAUAGAUUCUCAUGAUUAUGUUCCUGUCACAUAUGUCUCAGAAAUGGUUUGGUACCAUGAAUUAAUGAGAUUUGCUCCAACACUCCUGCUCCUGGGAACCCUUUACUACAUGGGUCGGAGAAUGCAAGGCGGAUUAGGUGUUGGUGGUGGUGGGGGAAAGGGUGGCCGUGGAAUAUUUAACAUAGGUAAAGCCCAUGUUACUAAAGUGGAUAAGAAUUCCAAGAACAAGGUAUUUUUCAGAGAUGUUGCUGGAUGUGAUGAGGCAAAGCAGGAAAUUAUGGAGUUUGUGCAUUUCCUCAAGAACCCUAAGAAAUAUGAGGAUCUGGGAGCAAAAAUUCCUAAAGGCGCUCUUUUGGUGGGUCCCCCAGGCACAGGAAAGACCCUUCUUGCAAAAGCAACUGCAGGGGAGUCUGGUGUGCCUUUCCUGUCCAUAUCUGGUUCAGAUUUCAUGGAAAUGUUUGUUGGUGUUGGACCGUCCAGGGUCAGAAAUUUGUUUCAGGAAGCUAGGCAGUGUGCACCUAGUAUAAUAUUUAUUGAUGAGAUUGAUGCAAUUGGUCGAGCAAGGGGACGUGGGGGCUUUUCAGGUGCCAAUGAUGAGCGUGAAAGUACCCUUAAUCAGUUGCUUGUUGAAAUGGAUGGGUUUGGAACUACUUCUGGAGUUGUUGUGCUUGCUGGCACUAAUAGGCCUGAUAUUUUAGACAAGGCUCUAUUGAGGCCCGGUCGAUUUGAUCGCCAAAUUAGCAUUGAUAAACCUGAUAUUAAAGGCCGUGAUCAGAUAUUUCGAAUUUACUUGAAAAGGAUCAAACUUGAUCAUGAGCCAUCUUAUUACUCUCAGAGACUUGCAGCCCUCACCCCUGGAUUUGCUGGGGCAGACAUUGCAAAUGUUUGUAAUGAAGCUGCUUUAAUUGCAGCGAGGUCUGAGGGGACUCAGGUCAAGAUGGAACAUUUUGAGGCUGCUAUAGAUAGGAUAAUUGGUGGUCUGGAGAAGAAGAAUAAGGUGAUAAGCAAGCUGGAACGCCGGACUGUUGCUUACCAUGAAUCAGGCCAUGCUGUUUCUGGCUGGUUCUUGGAACAUGCAGAACCGUUGUUAAAAGUGACGAUAGUGCCUCGUGGUACAGCUGCUCUCGGGUUUGCCCAGUAUGUUCCUAAUGAAAAUCUUCUCAUGACCAAGGAGCAGCUUUUUGACAUGACAUGCAUGACUCUCGGCGGUCGAGCAUCUGAACAGGUUUUGCUAGGGAAAAUCUCAACGGGUGCCCAAAAUGACUUGGAGAAGGUGACCAAGAUGACAUACGCCCAAGUGGCAGUGUAUGGUUUCAGCGACAAGGUGGGUCUUCUCUCUUUCCCCCAGAGAGAAGAUUCCUUGGAGAUGACCAAACCCUACAGCAGCAAAACGGGGGCUAUAAUUGAUGGUGAAGUACGAGAAUGGGUGGGCAAGGCAUAUGAACGCACAGUCCAAUUGAUAGAGGAGCACAAAGAGCAAGUGGCACAGAUUGCGGAGCUGUUGCUUGAGAAGGAAGUUCUUCACCAAGAUGACUUGGUCCGAGUCUUGGGUGAGAGGCCAUUCAAGUCCAGCGAGCUCACAAACUAUGAUAGAUUCAAGCUAGGGUUUCAGGAAGAAAAUGAGAAGCAAGGGGCUACCCCAGAUGGCGGGGUUGUGGAGGAUGAUGGGUCGUCGCCCAUAGAACCAGAGGUUGUCCCUACUUGAAUACUUGGGGAGUACAUUGUUUGUAUUUUGUACAUGAGAUGAAUUGUUUUUAUUAUUAAUUUUUUAAUGUUUUCCUUCAGGACAUGCAAAUCUUGUAUAAUUGACAUUAUUUUUUAUAAGAAUUUCUAGAGCAUUAUAGAUUUAUGGAA